This is a messenger RNA of Spizellomyces punctatus DAOM BR117, 6698 nucleotides long. RefSeq lists its product as uncharacterized. The transcript has 3 exons. Bases 1 to 6174 code for a protein of 2057 amino acids. NCBI's taxonomy places the organism in Eukaryota, Fungi, Chytridiomycota, Chytridiomycetes, Spizellomycetales, Spizellomycetaceae. The record is from RefSeq and is a predicted model, not a curated record.
AUGUCGACCACACAGAGCUUCACAGGACAUGUGGAUCCUGAUAGAAUACCAAUUUUCAUAAACAGCCUACCAGAUCGAGAACGGCGCAUUCACAAAGCUCGACGAGCACCUGCCCCGUCAACGGCUCCUCCGGGCGGUCCAAGUAGCUUUCCCACUAGCGAUGGCAAUACGAGAUCUAAUUUGGGGAAGGUAGGAGGGUUAGUGACGUCUGGCAUGGGUUCCCGGAAGGUCUCCUUUCACGCAGGGGUGGGAGGAUCUGCAAAGGCUGGGGAACAGCGAAAGCGGGCGAGGAAGGUAAUAUGCAGCGUAUGUCAACCUAUCAUUGAUCUUCAAAUUCAUUCCUUGUUUGGCGAUGUUAUUCAGGUUGUUCAAUCAACACUGUCAGUUGCGGAUUACCAUGUUUUACCCAUGACUUCUUUGCAAAGCUCCUUGCAACCAGCGACAACUCCACUCUCCCCACCCCGUCGUCACUUUCAGCGUAAGCAAGGGAGUACCAUAAGGUCGGACACCUUGGAAGAGCUUCGACCCAGCUCCAAUGUUGUCCUGAGUCCGCGGAAGAAGCCAAAGAUUGGAGACUCUGCCUCCACUGGUCCUCCCGGGGAGUAUUCGCGGCCCAGACAAGUGGAUCGUUAUUCAGCAACUAGCGGCUUCAACGAUGGCAGCACGAUCCGAGACGGAGCUGCCGUUCAACCAGCGAUUAAGCAGAAACCUUACAAUCCCGAAGAAGUCCGCGAGUACAUGAAGCAAAAGCGGAAGCAGAGGAAGAAGAAAAAAGGAUUAGAUAUAGAGGAGGUGCCGCAAGAGCAUCAUCAUAUGAGAAUGAAGCCAUACGACGCCGAGAAGGUGCGGGCGUACAUGCAGCAAAAGUUACUACAGCGGGAUCUAGAAGAAAAAGCCAAAAGGCACGCACACAAAGAAAAGGCCAAGAAGACCGCAGACAUGCUCGACAAGCUUGAUCUGUAUCGUCGACAACAAAGGGAGAUUCUUAGAAGGAAGGUAGAGACCGACACGAAGCGUGGAUUUACCUUCAAGGCAACAGUACAUACAGAGUCUGGGGAUGGGAUGGCAGACAGCGGGUCAAAAGACUACCCAGAUUCCCAAGACAUUGCUGCAGAUUUGAAUGAGCGGCUAAACCAUGAUGUCGACCAGCGCAAGGACGCCGGAAUCAUUCAUAUGGAGACUGAUGAGGCUGAGGUACAGAAGCGUGCCCUCAAGCGCGUUCGCUCAAAUGCAAAAGACGUCACUGCAAUAGCCCCCCUUCACCGUUCACUCUCAGCACCUAUACAUAAGGAAAUUGAAACCGAACUCGCACAGCCUGAUCAGCACAAUACUCCACGACAGGCGUGGCUCCCUCAGCCUAACACAUCACCAAGGACGACUAGUCAUCCAACACCAUCUCAGCGAACUCAACCCAAUGGCACGUUUCAGAGACUUCAAGCGCUAAUGGUCACAGCUGAAGCAUUACAUCAACGUAUUAUCCGAACCCUGCCCAACACUGACGAUGAUACUUCCGUAACUGAAAGUUGUGCAGACCAGUCGUCAAUGGAUUGGACAAAAGAAGACGUGGCUCCUAGUUCGAGGCAGACGGAUCGAAUUCGAAACAAGACCGACCAGCAUGUCCAGACUUUGCCCAACACUGACGAUGAUAUUCCCGUAACUGAAAGCUAUGCAGGCCAGCUGUCAAUGGAUUUGACAAAAGAAGACGUGGCCCUUGGUCCAAGGCAGACCGAACCAAUCCGAAACAAGACCCACCAGCAUGUGCAGACCCUGCCCAACACUGACGAUGAUAUUUCCGUAACUGAAAGCUGUGCAGACCAGCCGCUAAGGGAUUUGACAAAAGGACACGUGGCUCCUAGUCUAAGGCAGACCGAAUCAAUCCGAAACAAGACCCACCAGCACGUUGAGCCGCUUCCGCCAUUAGGUGAUCUGGAGUCUCCACCAAUAGGGGACAAGUAUAGCGUGAUAAAUAUCUUUACAAGGAAAUUUACCAUUGCUACCCUCGUUGCCCCUCAUGAUGCUAACGAGAUGGAGGCGACCUGCGAUGACGAGGUCAUUGGGGGAGACAUCAUUGAUGGUAGUGCUAGCGGUGACCAGCCAUCAGAAGAUUUGGACCCUGAUAGUCAUGAUUCGGAACAGAAGGACUCUCAGUCUCACGACCCUGAUCGUCAUGGUUCGGAACAGAGGAACAUUCAGUCUCACGAGCCCGAUAGUCAUGAUUCGGAACAGAAGGACACUCAGUCUCACAUUGAAAGCGCUUAUGAGUUGUCCAAACGUGAUAACAAUCCAGAGAUCAUUCCAGCUGAUGGCCGUAAGGAGUCCUCGGAAAGAUUUGAAUCCCUUCGAGACACAAGCGUCAGCGGACCAUCCACCAGUAAUCGCAUGAACGAAGAUAUGUCACCUUCGCAAUUUAGCGAUACCACAGAUUCAUCCGCUGUCUCAAGCGAAUACUCAACCUCCAGAUCGCAAAUGAGCUACAGUUCAUUUAACUCUCGCCGACACAGCCAGCCGCCUCGAACCGGCCGCCGGAACUAUCAUCGUGCUCCUCGGCGGCACGGAAGCACACGAGAUGAGCUAUUGUGUCCCUCUAGGCGAUUAUCACCACACUCGUUGUCCAGAAAAUUGAUGGCGGAGAUCAACUUGCUAGAAGCUAUUGAAGAGUCUCGGAUUCAGCUCGCCGAACUUGAGACAACUGGUCGAACUGCUUUUGCGCAGAGUGAAGCUGUAACUUUGACACAAAUCUUGGCCGAACGACAAAGGAAACAUGACCGUGAUUUGGAGGAGGCCAAGUACGAGAGGGAGCUGAAGGAGGCACAAAUGGAUUUAGGUGCACAUGGCGUAGCAGAGACAGGGAGUCAAGCGGAGAACCAAAGAAAUGAUAUGUAUGACGAGGACUUUGAGGAGUUGUCUGACUUAUUGUCUGUUGGAAGCGGCACCGCGGAGCCUUCUGGGAAGGCAAAGGACUUGGAAGACUUGUCUGACUUUUUAUCUGUUGGAGGCGGCACCGCGGAGCCUUCUGGGAAGGCAAAGGACUUGGAAGACUUGUCUGACUUUUUAUCUGUUGGAGGCGGCACCGCGAAACCUUCUGGGAAGGGAAAGGACUUGGAGGACUUGGAGGACUUGUCUGACUUUUUAUCUGUUGGAGGCGGCACCGCGAAACCUUCUGGGAAGGCAAAGGACUUGGAGGACUUGGAGGACUUUUUAUCUGUUGGAGGCGGCACCGCGAAACCUUCUGGGAAGGGAAAAGAAUUGGAGGACUUGUCUGACUUUUUAUAUGUUGGAGGCGGCACCGCGAAACCUUCUGGGAAGGGAAAAGAAUUGGAGGACUUGUCUGACUUUUUAUCUGUUGGAGGCGGCACCGCGAAACCUUCUGGGAAGGCAAAGGACUUGGAGGACUUGUCUGACUUUUUAUCUGUUGGAGGUGGCACCGUGGAAGCUUCUGGGGACGAUAUUCCUGAAGAUUUGCCACCGGAACCUGACUCUCCCGUCUCUACCGUUUCUGACCAUGUGGUCCCGGCCGAUUUGCCUCGCUAUCUCUCUAUUGCCGAAUUGCAAACUCGGGAACAAGCAGCUGCUGCUGCAGAUGCAUCUGGAGUUAGUUUGGAAGAACACGCGUAUGACAGUGACUCCUUUGUCCCUAUUGUGGAGUCCAACGCUGUACACAAGGCGCCUGAGGACGGUCCAGAUAUCGUGGAAGAAGUCCAAUCUCAGUACGAUAACGACUCGUUCGCUUCAUCUGUGGAGCACAGUGAUUUACAUAAGAGAGAACUGGUCGCUGAGGACAAUCCAUGCGGUGAGCUGGCUCGUCGCAUAGAGCUUCUUCGGCGACAGAUUGCUGAACGGAAACGAAAAGCCAAACUUUUAUAUCAAGAGAAGCUUCAAAAGCAGCAAACUGUGAGACAGCGGAUGAGGGAGACGGAAAUGAAGUUGAAGCAACAGUUAGAGGCGAUCAAUUCCAUCAUUUAUCGAACUGAAGCGGAGAUUGUGACGAUUGGCAUGGGGGUGGAACUGGAUGUCGAGAGUUAUACGUCUUUGUCAGCUGCUUCUAUUGCCCGACAGUCUGUACCUCUCGAGCAACGAGAACAAGCGGCGGCUGCUGCAGAUGCAUCUGGAGUUAGUUUGGAAGAACAAGCGUAUGAUAGUGACUCCUUUGUCCCUAUUGUGGAGUCCAACGAUGUACAUAAGGACGGUGCAGAUAUCGUGGAAGAAGUCCAAUCUCAGUACGAUAACGACUCGUUUGCUUCAUCUGUGGAGCACAGUGAUUUACAUAAGAAAGAACUGGUCGCUGUGGAGUCCAACGAUGUACACAAGGCGCCUGAGGACAGUUCAGAUAUCGUGGAGGAAGUCCAAUCUCAGUACGAUAACGACUCGUUUGCUUCAUCUGUGGAGCCCAGUGAUUCACAUAAGGGAGAACUGGUCGCUGAGGACAAUCCGGCUGCCAUGGAUGACAUCCAAAAUGAAUACGAUAGCGACUCAUUUGUCCCUAUUGUGGAGUCCAACGAUGUACAUAAGGACGGUGCAGAUAUCGUGGAAGAAGUCCAAUCUGAGUACGAUAACGACUCGUUUGCUUCAUCUGUGGAGCACAGUGAUUCACAUAAGGGAGAACUGGUCGCUGAGGACAAUCCGGCUGCCAUGGAUGACAUCCAAAAUGAAUACGAUAGCGACUCAUUUGUCCCUGUUGUCGAGUCUACCGAUUUGCACAAGGCGCCUGAGGACGGUCCAGAUAUUGUGGAAGUCCAAUCUCAGUACGAUAACGGCUCCUUUGCUUCAUCUGUAGAGCACAGUGAUUUACAUAAGGGAGAACUGGUCGCUGAGGACAAUCCGGCUGCUAAGGAUGAAGUCCAAAAUGAAUACGAUAGCGACUCAUUUGUCCCUAUUGUGGAGUCCAACGAUGUACAUAAGGACGGUGCAGAUAUCGUGGAAGAAGUCCAAUCUGAGUACGAUAACGGCUCGUUUGCUUCAUCUGUGGAGCAUAGUGAUUUACAUAAGAGAGAAAUGGUCGCUGACGACGGUUCAGCUGCGGUGGAAGAAGUAGAUGAGGACGACAAGAACCGGUUUGUUUCGUUUGUGGAGCCCAGCGAUUUAUGCAAGGGCGCUGAGGACCAUCCGGCUGCCAUGGAAGAAGUCCAAGAUGAGUACGAUAGCGAGUCAUUUGUCCCUGUUGUCGAGUCUCCCGAUGUGCGCGUGGGAGAAAUGUCCGUUGAGGACAAUCCCACUGCGAUAGAAGAAGUCCAAGAUGAGUACGAUAGCGACUCAUUUGUCCCUGCUGUCGAGUCUACCGAUUUGCGCGUGGGAGGAGAAAUGUCUGCUGAGGACAAUUCCAAUCCCACUGCGAUAGAAGAAGUCCAAGAUGAACACGAUAGCUCAUUUGUCCCUGUUGUCGAGUCUACCGAUUUGCCCGUGGGAGAAAUGUGCGCUGAGGACAAUCCCGCUGCGAUAGAACAAGUCCAAGAUGCAUACGAUAGCGACUCAUUUGAGCCUGUUGUCGAGUCUACCGAUUUGCGCGUGGGAGAAGUGUCCGCUGAGGACAAUCCCACUGCGAUAGAACAAGUCCAAGAUGAAGACGAUAGCGACUCCUUUGUCCCUGUGGUCGACUCUGUAGAUUUACACAAGGAAGAGCAAGACGCGAUUCUAGAGCAGGUGGAUCAAGAUGUGAAGCUCGAUGUAGAUUUAUCCGCUAAAGGAUUGGAGACAUCCGUGGACCCUUCUGCAGAGGAGGAUAUCGUUGACCAGCUUUUGGCGGACUUGUUGGACGACGCCAUCAAAGUCAUGAAAAGUGUUGAAAAACAGGGCGCCAAGGACGGUGCUGCACCUGUCGAGCAGCAGCAAAGUCCCCUUCCUGGUCCAUCACCUAGGAACUCGGACAUCUACCCCAUCUCGACUGAUACAACAACCGAGCAAAUCGCCAACCUCAUUUUCGACGACAGUCUUUUCAGAAGCCGUGACGACUAUGCAUAUGGUCAAACCUCACCACCGCAAGCCCGAAGCCCCUAUUCCACCACCCCGUCAGGCAUCCCUACCACCUCCCACCCACCCUCCACUCUCUGGCUCGGCCCUCUCUGCCCAAUUUGUCCACGCCAUGCUCGAAACCCAUCUCCCACCCCCCGACACCCCCUCCGGACACUACACCCAUGCCCCGCAAUUACCCCCCACAACCCUCGACUCUAUGCAAGUUGAAAAACGCGGUGACUACAUUCUGAACCGCUAUGCCCUCCUCUUUGAUGCCACCAAUGAAGCCCUAUCCACUCUCUUUACGCAACCAUCUAGUCGACUUGUACGUUCUCGUCCCUUGUCCCGUGCACAAGUCAUUGAACGCACCGUGGAGAUGGUACGAGGAUGGAAAGCCUACUCGGAAACUCAUGGCGAGAAUUUGGAUGCGUUGUUGAUUGCUGAAGUCAAGCAAGCUGAAAAGGCUUGGAAGGAGAUGCAAGGUUGGGAACGUCUUGUUGGUGAAAAGGUUUUUGAGAGAGUUUGGGAGGAGUGUUUGGUGGAUACUGUUGGGGUUGUUAAAAGGGUUUGUGAUGGGAAGGAAGAGAGGAUGAAGAGUGGAAUGUAAAUGUUCAUGUACCGUGAUUUGGUGUUUUUUUGGUGGAGUGGGUUUUUUUUUCUCUCUUGUGAGUAACAAGAUGUGAACAAUUGUGCAGGAACGAGUUUUUUUAAAAUAUUAAUGAUUUGUUUUAAUAAAGUAAUAUACAUAUGUG